Molecule: messenger RNA, 1186 nt
Organism: Brassica napus (rape)
Lineage: Eukaryota; Viridiplantae; Streptophyta; Magnoliopsida; Brassicales; Brassicaceae
Product: non-specific lipid transfer protein GPI-anchored 16-like
Exons: 6
Coding region: 402-1010 (202 amino acids)
Source: RefSeq, a predicted model, not a curated record
UAUUGUACCGGUUUAAUACAGAACUCAUCGGUCUCUCUCGAGUCAUUCAAUCCAAUCAGUUUUAUCUGUGAGAGAGGAGAGGAUGAGGAUGAGGUGGUGCUUAAUCUCUCUCGACGAUUCCUCUUCCGCCCACCCUCCAAUCUCAGUUGCCGUUCUAGAUUCGGUCGAGUGUAGGAGGAACCGGAUUCUCCUUUUCCUUCCUCCUCGUCGUCUUCUGCACUCGCUUGGAUGGCUGGAAAGAACCGAGUAGAGGAUGGGAAUGGGAUUAGAGACUUCUGAAGAUUCCCUGUCUUCUCUUCCUUGGAAUGAAUGAAUGAUUCUCCAUUCAGCUUCUAUGUUCAGCAUAUCGAAUACUCAAAGGAUUAUGAGCCAUAUUCACCUGAGAAUUAACCAAGCCAAAAAUGGAAGGCAUAACAUUGAUAAUAGUGAUAAUGUCAAGCUUAAUAUUGGGAGGGAAAGGUCAGCAGAUAAUUAGCACGCCAUGCACCUCCUCCAUGAUCUCUACCUUCACUCCAUGUCUCAACUUCAUAACCGGGAGCAGCGGCGGCUCCGUCACUCCCACCGCCGGCUGCUGCGACUCCUUAAAGUCGUUGACCAGCACCGGCAUGAACUGUGCUUGCCUCAUUCUCACUGCUAAUGUCCCGCUGCCUACUGGCUUCAUCAAUCGGACUCUCUCGCUUGCUCUCCCUCGUGCCUGCAAAAUGACCGGUGUACCUGUUCAGUGUCAAGCGGCGGGAACACCUCUGCCAGCGCCAGGUCCAGUGCCAUUUUUGCUGGCCCCACCACCGCCUAUGUCUGCUUUUAGCCCCGGAUCAUCUAAGGCGGCGGCGACAGCUCCUGGGCUGGCACCGGAUGCUCCCUUGGAUGGACCGAUGGGCCCCACAGCCACACCAGGAAUUCGACCGGUGGUUCAGCCCUUGCAACCCACUAGCCUCGCUCAAUAUUCUACCUCUCCUUUUCUUCCCUUGCUUUUCUUUCUCUUCACUCUUCUCACCUUGUUGAAUUUGUGAGCUAUACCGCGCGUCUCCAUAUUCAAAUUGUUACCCUUGUGUAUGUGUUGUCAGGUACUUUCCUUUUGGAUUCAUCGUUACAGAUAUGAUUUACUUACUAUUUCAUCUCAAAUGAUAAGCUUCUUUGUCUUUUUGUUCGGUAAAUAUAAACCGUUGUCUGGCUCCGACCAAAUCAA